Didymodactylos carnosus is the source of this 943-nucleotide messenger RNA. The record is from the annotation of a GenBank genome assembly. Lineage: Eukaryota; Metazoa; Rotifera; Eurotatoria; Philodinida; Philodinidae.
AUGUUUCUAUCUCGGCUAUUUAAAAAACAAAAAUAUGCUUUGCCGAUAACCGAACUCUCAGUCGAAGAGAAAGAUAAACGAAAAGCACGACGUUUCAACUGGACCAAUGUCGCCUUAGGGGCUUUAAUUCCUCUCUCAAUUGGUAUUGGAACAGUCGUCAUCACUCUUCUUCAGCAGAAAUUUGACGAUCGUCGUCAAAAACAGGAACGAGAACUGGACGAUCGUCGGUACAACGCUGAACGACAAGAAGAUAAUCGACGUUAUAACCUGGAACAAGACCAAGCACACGAUCUCUAUCACCAAGGGCUGUAUAAGUCGACGGUCGAAGACAUCUCAAGUACACUUCUCAAAGCAAACCACUCAUUCCUCGAUGAUGAAAAACAACUUGGCUACGCUCGUAGUAAGAUUCUGGUUGCCUUAGACGAGCUGGACUACACAAGGAAAACCCGUCUCUUUACAUUUCUCAACGAAAAUCAACUCCUGCCUGAAACAAGCCAAGGCUGGUUUUCACUCGAUUUAUCUGGAGCCAACUUUGCUAAUAUAUCAAUCAAGAGUACACUCUACAGACAAAUAACUUUCAAUGAUUUGUUAAUGCGUUCAGUCCACCUAACAAAUUCUUCAUUUAUUGGGUGCGCUUUUGAUGGGGUAACUGAGCUUAAAGAGUCUCUACUGACAGGUGUGAACUUCUCCUAUUCAGAAUUUGGUAAUUAUAUUGAGGAUGAUGAUGAAACAGUCUUCCCCUACUCGAACUUGAAAGCAGCUGAUUUUAGCCGUUCUUCGCUAGUGAGAGUUUAUUUUUUUAGAGUCAACCUAGCGACUGGUUAUGUGGCAAAAGCAUGAUGUACGGACGAAAGAAUUCGUGUUACAGAUACGUGUGCAUGCAUGUGACUGUAGCAAUAUGGUAAGAUGGUCGCUUGACCAACAGUUAUGUCUUAUAUGCCAC